Lactuca virosa is the source of this 1684-nucleotide messenger RNA. NCBI's taxonomy places the organism in Eukaryota, Viridiplantae, Streptophyta, Magnoliopsida, Asterales, Asteraceae. The record is from the annotation of a GenBank genome assembly.
GAACAAACACAAAAGCCUAAAGUUGCCACACAUUAGAUAACAAAAAGAGAGAGAGCAUGGCUUUGGAAACACUUUCUUCCAAUGAACUCCUCAACUUCAUAAUCUAUGACACCAUCUCUGCAACCCCUUUUAGCUGCAAUGACUCCUCUGAAACCACAACUACUAACACUAAUCCUUGUAGUAGUUUCUUCUACCAUCUUGAAAACGAAAACCCUAACCCUCCUCUAAAUCAAUUGUGUCAAGAACUCACAGGUGCUGCUGCUGCGAUGGAAAUUAUGAGUUCCACUUCAUCUCUAACUACAACCACCACAAAGAUGUCUAUGGCGGUGCAAGCGUACUGCGGUGGCAAAGUCCCAGAGAAGAACUGCAGUAAUAAUAACAACAGCAACAAUCCGAAUUUAGGGAUACAAGGAGGAGGGAAGAAGAAGAGGAGAAGAAGGCCUAGGGUUAGCAAGAAUAAAGAAGAAGCUGAAACUCAAAGAAUGACUCACAUUGCCGUCGAGAGGAAUCGCCGGAAACAAAUGAAUGAGCAUCUCGCCGUCUUGCGUUCUCUCAUGCCGGAAUCUUACGUCCAAAGGAUUAAUGAAUCAAAGAACAUUUCGGAUAUAUGGGGAUUUGGAUUUCAAUUAUUUCCUGUUUAAUUUCCAUAAAAUAGUAGACUCAAAUUCAAUUAUUUCAAUUCACAUUCUUUUUUUCUUCUUUUUUUAUCUUCAAAAGAUCUUGAAAAGUUCUUGCUUUAUUCCUUUAUUUUCAAUCUACUUUUUGUCGCAGUAAAAAUUCCAAAAUAUUUUGCAAGAGAUUGCAAUGCAGAUUCAUAUAUAUAUGUUCUUUUUAAACCAUUUUAAAAAGUAUCGAAAGUACUAAAGCAUAUGCUUAAUGUAGAUCGUGCUCAAGUUAAAUUACUAAAAUUUGAAUCUUGACAAUUUUUAAACUCUAGAAAGAAUUCAUUUUUUUUAACGGUGAAUCUUGAACAAGACAACUAUCGAUUUGAAAGACUUGGUUUAUACCGAUUACGCCAAAGGUCAAAACGGUCAGAAAUCUUGGCAUAUCUCUCAAUCUCUCUCCUGGGCGACCAAGCUUCCAUAGUUGGUGGUGCCAUAGAGUUUGUGAAGGAGCUUGAACAUCUCUUACAGUCUCUUGAAGCUCAAAAGUUCAUCUUAACUCAACAACAACAACAACAACAAGACGAGGGAGGACAUAAUAAUAAUUUCAACGAAUCAUCAACUCCCCCUCCAUUUUCACAAUUCUUUUCUUACCCACAAUACACUUGCUCUCAAAUUCCUAACAAGUACACUUCAAAAAGCAAGGCAGCAAUUGCAGACAUCGAGGUCACUUUGAUCGAAACGCAUGCUAAUAUCCGGAUCCUAUCGCAUAAACGGCUCACUCAGCUCUCGAAAAUGGUGGCUUGUUUUCAAACACUUCAUCUGUCCGUACUACACCUCAAUGUCACCACCUUGGACCCUUUGGUUCUCUACUCCAUCAGUGUUAAGGUGGAAGAAGGAUGCAGGCUAAAUUCAGCAGACGAGAUAGCAGGUGCAGUCCACCAGAUGCUCAGAAUAAUUGAGGAGGAAGCUACCCUAUCCCUAUGUGUUGAUUCCAUAAACUAGAAAUAGCGUCAUGUGUUUUUACCAAUUUACCCUUUCUUGCUAUGUAAAAUCACCAUAAUGCUCUCUCUCUCUCUCUC